AUGGUGAACGACACCAAGGGUCCCUCCGUUCUGUUCGCCAUGGCAAACAGCACCCUCUUCGACUCGGCUCUGCCGCCACUCCCUUCAUACACCCUUGAGCCCAGAGGGGACUUCUUUCCAUGGAUAUCUGACUUCUGGCUUUCGCUCGUACUGCCCGUGAUUGUCUACUGGGUAAUGUCGCUGUUCUUCCACAUGAUUGACGUCCUGGAUGUCUUUCCACAAUAUCGCCUCCACACACCCGAAGAGAUUUUGCGCCGAAACCAUGCCUCCCGAUACGAAGUCGCUCGCGAUGUCGUUAUUCAACAGAUUAUACAAGUCGCCACAGGUGCGGUUUUGGCCUUGUCCGAGCCUCCCGAGGUGAUUGGAAAGGCUGAAUACGAUGUUGCUGUCUGGGCCACCAGACUUCGUCUUGUCCAGCGAGCCCUGCCCGGUUGUCUGGGCCUUCUUGGCCUCAAUGCCACUGCUAUUUCUAAGAGUAUGUCUGCCACGCACCCGCUGCUGGCUGGUGCUAUUGCUGGCGGCUACUACCCGUUCCUGUCGACAGCCGGGUCUGCUGCGCCGACCUUUGCUCCAUGGGAGAUGGCAGUUGCCAAAUUCAUCUACCACGUCCUUGUUCCGGCCUUGCAAUUCUUUGUGGCUGUCUUCUUCCUCGAUUCAUGGCAGUACUUUCUGCAUCGCUUGAUGCAUGUGAAUCGAUGGAUGUACACGACUUUCCACUCCAGACACCACCGACUCUACGUUCCAUACGCCUACGGUGCUUUGUACAACCACCCCUUGGAAGGAUUCUUGCUCGACACACUUGGUGCUGGCAUUGGCUUUAAACUCACGGGUAUGACGGUUCGACAGGGAACGUGCUUCUUCGCCUUUUCCACAAUCAAGACAGUUGAUGACCACUGCGGAUACGCCUUCCCCUGGGACCCUCUGCAGCUCAUCACUUCCAAUAACGCGGCCUACCACGAUAUUCACCACCAAACGUGGGGAAUCAAGACCAAUUUCUCCCAGCCAUUCUUCACCUUUUGGGACUCAAUCUUGGGCACCAAGUACAAGGGCCCUCGAACCGACAGGCUUGCUGAUAAGAAGCGAACCGAAAAGACGAAGUAG
This is a messenger RNA of Pochonia chlamydosporia 170, 1101 nucleotides long. RefSeq names its product sphinganine hydroxylase Sur2. Gene Ontology annotation, molecular function: oxidoreductase activity; iron ion binding. Gene Ontology annotation, biological process: lipid biosynthetic process. The transcript is spliced from 2 exons. NCBI's taxonomy places the organism in Eukaryota, Fungi, Ascomycota, Sordariomycetes, Hypocreales, Clavicipitaceae. Bases 1 to 1101 code for a protein of 366 amino acids. The record is from RefSeq and is a predicted model, not a curated record.